Molecule: messenger RNA, 2083 nt
Organism: Salmo salar (Atlantic salmon)
Lineage: Eukaryota; Metazoa; Chordata; Actinopteri; Salmoniformes; Salmonidae
Source: RefSeq, a predicted model, not a curated record
CCUGUCUGUGGUCAGGUCUGAUGGUAUCUAUGAUAUAUACAGUACUCUGUAAAGUCUCUCCUCCUGUCUGUGGUCAGGUCUGAUGGUGUGGACCAGUGCUGGUCUGGUAGUCAUGGUGACAGUGUUAGGACUGGUCCUGCUCCUGUUCUACAGACAGAGGAGAGGAACCAGGAGAACACCACCACUACCACCAGUCUCCUCCAACACACAACCUGACCCUACUGGAGAGGUUGACUGUGUGUAUGAGGAGAUCAGAGAGGCAGACAGACAGACAGACACACUCCCUGUGGUCAUCUCUUUAGUCUACUCUACUGUCAAUUCACCUACAACCUACCCUUCUGGCCAACCCUCUACAACCUACCCUGCUGACCAACCCUCUACAACCUACCCUGCUGGCCAAGUCUCUACAACCUACCCUGCUGGCCAAGUCUCUACAACCUACCCUGCUGGCCAACCCUCUACAACCUACCCUGCUGGCCAAGUCUCUACAACCUACCCUGCUGGCCAAGUCUCUACUACCUACCCUGCUGGCCUAGUCUCUACAACCUGCCCUGCUGGUCAAGCCUCUACAACCUGCCCUGCUGGCCAACCCUCUACCACCUACCCUGCUGGCCAAGUCUCUACAACCUACCCUGCUGGCCAAGUCUCUAGAACCUACCCUGCUUGCCAAGUCUCUACAACCUACCCUGCUGGCCAAGUCUCUACAACCUACCCUGCUGGCCAAGUCUCUACAACCUACCCUGCUGGCCAAGUCUCUACAACCUACCCUGCUGGCCUAGUCUCUACAACCUACCCUGCUGGUCAAACCUCUACAACCUGCCCUGCUGGCCAACCCUCUACAACCUACCCUGCUGGCCAAGUCUCUACAACCUACCCUGCUGGCCAAGUCUCUACAACCUACCCUGCUGGCCAAGUCUCUACAACCUACCCUGCUGGCCAAGUCUCUACUACCUACCCUGCUGGCCAAGUCUCUACAACCUACCCUGCUGGCCAACACUCUACAACCUUCCCUACUGGCCAAGUCUCUACAACCUACUCUGCUGGCCAACCCUCUACAACCUACCCUGCUGACCAAGCCACUACAACCUACCCUGCUGGCCAAGUCUCUACAACCUACCCUGCUGGCCAAGCUUCUACAACCUACCCUGCUGACCAAGCCUCUACUACCUACCCUGCUGACCAAGCGUCUCUCACCUACCCUGCUGGCCAUGCUAUCGGUGUCCCACACUGUGACAUCUAUGCUAAUGCAAGCUGCCACAAAGAUUAUAGAAAUCCAAGCUAUUCUACUGCAGAUCACCCAGCUUCUCUCAUCUACUCCAAUAUGGAUCUCUACCCAAAGAUUCUAGAGUCUCUUCAAGCCCUCCAACAGCCAGUGGAACCCAGGAUGAUUCCAUCUAUUCUACAGCCCAGCUACCCAAAGAUACUGUAGAAUCUACAAGAUACCCUGCUGUACACCUCUCUAAAGACACUCCAGAAGACACCAUCUACUCUACAGCCCAGCCACCCAAAAUAAUGUAGUACUAUAGAAUAUAUACAAGGAAUGUGUCCCAAAUGGCACCCUAUUACCUUUCCCCCAAAUGGACCCUGGUCAAAGGCAGUGCUCUAUAGAGAACAAGAUGACAUCUGGGAUGAAGGGAAGCUCCCUGUAGAGAGACGAAGGGUUGUCACCACAGUGCCGCCAUCUUGGAAAUACAUGAAAAAAACAAUCCCUUUCCUGUUUCAAAUCCUCCUUGACAUAUUGUAUUAAAACAGCUCAUGUGGUUUUACUGUAUAUAAUGUAUGUAAAAUAUGAACAUCUGGGUUUAAAAUUACUUUUAUCUCCAGAUUUUGUGAAAGGUAACCAACAUUAUUGUAAAUAUUUAUGUAAAUAUGAACUAUGUGUUUUGUCAUAUCUUGUCUUCAUUUAUGUCACGUCCUGACCAGUAAAAGAAGUUAUUUGUUAUUGUAGUUUGGUCAGUGCGUGGCAGGGGGUGUUUGUUUUGUGUGUUUCGGGGUUUUGAUGUACGUUCUAUAUUUUCCUUUUCUAUGUUCAUUCUAUGUUCCCUAUCUAUGUGUUGUAUUUCUUUGUUUUGGCCUGGUAUGG